AUGGCAAAGAAAGGAAGCUCAAAGUUGAAUAUUGCUAUUAUUCAUCCUGAUCUGGGUAUAGGUGGAGCUGAAAGACUAAUUGUUGAUGCGGCUGUGGAACUUGCAUCCCAUGGGCAUAAAGUUCAUGUUUUCACAGCGCACCAUGACAAAAAUCGCUGUUUUGAGGAGACUAUUUCUGGUGGUUUUGAUAAGCGCUUGAAGGAAAAUGUUGAGUACUUGGAGGAGCUCAGAAGUUUAGCGGAAAGGGAAGGAGUGUCUAGUCAGGUAUCAGUCAGAAAUAUGCUUCAUCAGAGGCGAAACAGUGAUCGUGAAGCUGUUUCUGAGGAUGAUUGCCUGCGUGCUAUAAGUAAGUUGAAGGAAGGCCUUAGACGAGUGAUUGGCCCCCAGCCCCAAAAGAAUACAAAUAAAUCUUGUGAUCCUAUGGUCUCAGUAGAAGAGGUAUUGGGUAAUGGUUUUGAUGUGAUUUCUGUUGGAAAGCGAAAGCUUGUUCGUUCUGUUCCAACUGAGUUGAACAAAGACCAUAAUGAAAUUUUAGAGCUAGCCCAGGAGGGUCUUGCAAUGAUUGAUGAUCGCCACAAAGAUGGUAUUCGCCGAUGUUGGUUCCCUUGUGUAUCUUCCAUAUCGACUCCAGGAGGAGCUGACACUUAA
Messenger RNA from Prunus armeniaca (apricot), 648 nucleotides. NCBI's taxonomy places the organism in Eukaryota, Viridiplantae, Streptophyta, Magnoliopsida, Rosales, Rosaceae. The record is from the annotation of a GenBank genome assembly.